Messenger RNA from Salvelinus fontinalis (brook trout), 3105 nucleotides. RefSeq names its product integral membrane protein GPR180-like. The record is from RefSeq and is a predicted model, not a curated record. Gene Ontology annotation, biological process: G protein-coupled receptor signaling pathway; response to pheromone. The transcript is spliced from 9 exons. Bases 121 to 1422 code for a protein of 433 amino acids. NCBI's taxonomy places the organism in Eukaryota, Metazoa, Chordata, Actinopteri, Salmoniformes, Salmonidae.
AAACCUAAAUCAAUCAAACAUUCAGUGCAGAUGGAACUCACCCUUUUUGACUAGACCAUUCAUUGUUGUCGUACAAUCAUCUUCUUUAUAUCUAAUUUGAUAAGUCGCUUUUAGGAGACAAUGUAUCCGUUAAUGUUCACACUUACAGCCUAUUUACUAUGCAUUCCAGCUACAUUUGGAAAAACUGUGUCGGGAGUUUUCAAGAGCGAUGCAGCCAGAGAGCAGAAUGGACAGUACAUCACAAAAUUCAUGUACAACGUGGGUAGUGGUCUGGUGGUGUGCAGGCUGGAGAAUGCUCCCCUGGCCACGGAGAAGGGGUCCAGACUGCUAUUCUUCCCGGAGAUGGAGGACGGCUUCGACAUCGACAACCUCAGCUGCCACGACCGCCUCUCCAAGGCACAGCUCUCCAUCCGUCUGAGUGAGGAGGAGCACAACCAGAGCAUCCCCCACCUUCACUCCCCCACGGCCUGGAUGGCGCUGUAUGCAGACCGCUACACCUGCGGGGAGGGGGGCAUCAUCCCUGCCCACGGGGACCUGACCUUCACCAUCCUGCUGUUCAACCCUGACUCGGCAGGCAACCCCCUGGAACACUUCAGCGCUGAGGAAGCAGGCCUGCAUAGUUUCUACUGUCUGCUGAUCCUGGCCUACUUUGUGGCAUCCUGUAUCUACAUUCAGCCUCUGUGGAUGGCCCUGAGAAAGGGUGGGCCCAUGCAAACGGUGCUGAAGGUGCUCUCCACAGCCUUGGCCCUACAGGGGAUCUCUGCCCUCUUCAACUACAUCCACCUGGCCAGGUAUGCCAGGGAUGGAGUGGGCAUUCCUGUCAUGGGCAGCUUGGCAGAGUUCUGUGACAUGGUAUCCCAAGUGUCCAUGCUGUACAUGCUGCUGAGUCUGUGUGUGGGCUGGACCAUGAGCAAGAACAGGAAGCCCCAGAGCAGACCUCUCCAGUGGGACUCCUCCCCCGCCUCCAAAGCCCUUGCUAUGGGAGGGGUCGCCACACAGGGGGCGCUACUGCUGUGGGAGCAGUAUGAGGAGACAGAGCACCACAGCUACCAUGCCCAGCGCAGCAUAGCAGGUCUGUUACUCAUUUCUCUACGUAUCAUCCUGGCCUUGUUGCUGGCCUCUGUGCUCUACACCAUCAUCAGCACAGAGAGGAGCGCCCUCAAGAGAGACUUCUAUCUCAGCUUCGCCAAGGGUUGUUUUAUCUGGUUCCUGUGCCACCCUGUGCUGGUCCUAGUCUCUGUGAUCUUCAACGAGCAUCAGAGAGAAAAGGUUGUGACAAUCGGUGUGAUUCUAUGCCAGGCUAUCUCGGUGGUGAUCCUCUACCAGCUUUUCCUGUCCCGUAGCUUAUACUGGGAAGUAUCUUCUCUCUCCUCUGUCUCACUACCCCUCACCAUGUCCAGAGGGGGCCGGGGACGCUACUGACCCCGCGUGCAGGGGGAACACUUUCACUGUGACACACGCCAAGGGCAAAGGGAUACACUGUGACACCUGCAGUUAAAGGGACAAUACUUCCACUCCUCUACACUCACUCACGGUAAAGGUGCCCCCACAGAUGGGUGAGGAAAGAGGAGGGUGGGAUGAAGAGAAGGAAGUAGGAAGUUCCCCCACAAAUAUAGAAGAGAAGAGGAAUGAUGGCCUGCUCAUGUAGCUGGAUAGCACACCUAUUUAAUACCCUCCCAAACAGGAUGAGAGUGAGACCUGGGUUUAAGUGCACAUAAAGUAUGUAUGUAAAUGAGACACAUUUGUUAGUAUACAACAGAUGCGGACACAUGUAACUGCCAAAAUAAUGGAAACACUUGAGUAAAAGAGGGAUCCAAAGUAUAUUAAAAGCAGGUGCUUCCACACAGGUGUGGUUCCUGGGUUAAGCAAUUCACAUCUCAUCAUGCUUCGGGUCAUAUAUCAAAAUUCUGUCUGCCAUGGCUGUGGCCCUACUGGGUGACAAUGCCCCCAUCCACAGGGCACGGGUGGUCACUGAAUGGUUUGAUGAGCAUGAAAAUGAUGUGAACCAUAUGGCCGUCUCAGUCACCAGAUCUCAACCGGGGAUGGAGUUUUCCACCACCAUCAACAAAACAUCAAAUGAUGGAAUUUCUCGUGGAAGAAUGAUGUCGCAUCCCUCCAAUAGAGUUCCAGAAUCUAUGCCAAGGUGCAUUGAAGCUGCUAUGGCUCGUGGCACAACGCCCUAUUAAGACACUUUAUGUUGGUGUUUUAUUUAUUUUGGCAGUUACCUGUAUGUUUGUCUUAUUUACAAUUGUAUGUAUGUGUGAAAUUGUGGUUUACUGUUUUAUUUUGAAUGUCAAACUUGGCCUGGAUUGGAUGUCUCUUUCUUUUUCAGACAGAGUUUAAGACUCCCAAAAGGUUUAAAAGGUUUAUAAUAGAUUACAACGAAAGGUUACUGAUUGUCAAAUUCCCUGUUAAGUCUUAUUCAUUGCCGAUAAAGAUAUCCAGGCGCGGACUGAAAUACAUUUGUUUACCAUUCAUCCAUAGAGAUAUGGAUCCAUGUUCAGUGUGGUAAAUCUCAAACCAAUAAUAGAGCCUGAUCUUAACUGUCAGAAAUAGAACGUUUUUUUAACAGAGUUGCUUCACACUGUUUCAUUCUAUUGUUGUCAAUUGAUCGUUCUUUCUGCAAGGUUCUGGUGUGCUGAAGCUAUUACAGAAAUCACAUGGAACUCAUGGAAUCUUUGUAUCAUCCCCAGCACUCCAACUAGUUGCAUGUGUGAGAAUUGUAUUACUAUUUUGUUGUGCAAUUAUUGAAUUAUACUUGAAUAGGGUAUUCAUAUUGUUUUGUCUGACAUUGGAGCUAGACAUGUGCGAUGUUUAAAUGCAGCUUUAUUUUCUCUCAAUCGUCGCAAGUGCCUGAGAAGACAAUCACUUUGCUAGCAGAGAAGGUACCUGUGUUUGUCUGUGAAGAAAUGGGUUUCACAUUGGUUAUGUAUGUCAGUCUGAUAGUUAAGUUAUGCGGAGAUAUUGGGGGGCAAAUGGUUAACAGAGCAGUGACUGUGUAAUGUUCCUAUUAAGCAUGUUUAUAAGGCUGUUUUAAAUUCAUUACUGUAUACUUUUGUAAAAUAAGUCUAUCAGAUGCUGAUGCAAUACAAGAAAAUGUCUGCA